CAAAAUCCUCAACCCUCCCCUCCUCUCUUUUCUCUGAGUGUUCUAAGCUGUCAGUGAUAAUGGAGAGGAAGGGAAGCAACUUUGCUUUUCUUACCAUGUUCACAUUGCUAGCUGGAUUGCUUUCUAAGAACAUUGUCAUCACUGCAAUAGCAAGCACCAGUAUUGAAGACCAGAAAAACUAUUACACUCCAGACCCAAAUGCUGGAACUCCUCCCUCAGGGUCACAUGGUCCACCCUCUCAUCACUCUGGAGGUGGUCAUGGAAGCAAACCACCCUCUCAUCACUCUGGGGGUGGUCAUGGAACCCCAUCACAUGGAGGUGGUGGAAGUCACAAACCAACCCCAUGCACUCCCCCUGGCAGUGGAAGCUACAAUCCAACCCCAUCAACACCCCCAGGCGGUGGAAGCUAUGAUCCAACCCCAUCACCACCCUCAGGUGAUGGAAGUUACAAUCCAACCCCAUCAACUCCCCCAGGAAGUGGAAGCUAUGAUCCAACCCCAUCACCACCCUCAGGUGAUGGAAGUUACAAUCCAACCCCAUCAACUCCCCCAAGAAGUGGAAGCUAUGAUCCAACCCCAUCACCACCCUCCGGUGAUGGUAGUUACAAUCCAACCCCAUCAACUCCCCCGGGCAGCGGAAGCUAUGAUCCAACACCAACGCCACCCUCGGGUGGUGACAAUUACAAUCCAACCCCAUCAACUCCCCCAGGAAGUGGAAGCUAUGAUCCAACCCCAUCACCACCCUCAAGUGAUGGAAGUUACAAUCCAACCCCAUCAACUCCCCCAGGAAGUGGAAGCUAUGAUCCAACCCCAUCACCACCCUCAAGUGAUGGAAGUUACAAUCCAACCCCAUCAACUCCCCCCGGAAGUGGAAGCUAUGAUCCAACCCCGUCACCACCAUCAGGAAGUGGCAGUUACACUCCAACUCCAACUCCAUCAACACCCUCAGGUGGCAACUGUGCACCUCCAUAUACACCUUCUGAUCCAACACCCACAACUCCAUCAACACCAUCAACACCUUCAACACCAUCAAACCCUCCCUCAGGAGGCAGUGGUUACUACAACUCACCACCAACUUAUGGAGGUGAUAGCCCACCUUCUGAUCCAACUCCAUCAACACCUUCAACACCAUCAAGCCCUCCCUCAGGAGGCAGUGGUUACUACAACUCCCCACCAACUUAUGGAGGUGAUAGCCCCCCAACACCAAUCACUCUGAGCCCACCAAGCACCCCAAUUGACCCAGGCACCCCCACUAUUUCCACACCCCCUUUCCUUCCUGCCCCAUCUCCCUUCACUGGUACAUGCAACUACUGGAAUACUCACCCAGGAAUCAUUUGGGGAUUGCUAGGUUGGUGGGGAACCUUAGGCAAUACAUUUGGUGCAUCUAGCUUUCCAGGGUAUGGUGCCGGUCUCAGCUUGCCACAAGCACUUUCCAACACAAGAACUGAUGGGCUUGGAGCACUCUACAGAGAAGGAGCAGCUUCCUAUCUCAACUCCUUGGUGAACAAGAAGUUCCCUUACACAACCCAGCAAGUCAGAGAAAGAUUUGUUGCAUCACUUAGCUCAAAUAAGGCUGCAACAACACAAGCCCACCUCUUCAGGAUGGCCAAUGAGGGGAGAAUCAAGCCUAGAGCAUGAUCUAAUUAUUUUGUUUUUGUGUCUGUUUAUUAAGAAUAAUAUAUCUAGGACUUCAGCUAAGAGUGUGUUAUGUAGGUACUUAUCAUGUUUUAAUUUAUCCUAAGAUGAAUAUUGUCUUACUUUACGACUUCAUGUUAGCUUUUAUGGUUUGAAUAAAGUUAAUAUUUUGUUACUUUUAA
This is a messenger RNA of Lotus japonicus, 1816 nucleotides long. Its product is annotated as protodermal factor 1-like. Lineage: Eukaryota; Viridiplantae; Streptophyta; Magnoliopsida; Fabales; Fabaceae. The transcript is spliced from 3 exons. The record is from RefSeq and is a predicted model, not a curated record. Bases 60 to 1637 code for a protein of 525 amino acids.